CCACUCUCUAUGCCUGGUUUCUAUGAUACUCUGCGCCUAUUCCCAAAUUUAGAAUACUUUGAAUAUGCCACUAAUUUUCAUACAUUCAACAAUCAAUUUCAAGGGGUAACACCCGAUAUGUUUGAAGCUGAACAAGAGGCUGUUGCUAGAUUUAUGGCGACACAAAAUUCGCUAAACUAUGUUGAUCAAUGGAACCAACCAAUCACUAGAGAACAACGCUUAAUUGCCGGCAUGACAGUGCGCUCUGACCAA
Gilbertella persicaria is the source of this 252-nucleotide messenger RNA. RefSeq lists its product as uncharacterized. The record is from RefSeq and is a predicted model, not a curated record. The transcript has a single exon. The annotation marks the transcript as partial. NCBI's taxonomy places the organism in Eukaryota, Fungi, Mucoromycota, Mucoromycetes, Mucorales, Choanephoraceae.